AUGCGGGUCUUCGGGUUGUUAAGGAGGGGAGAGGAUCGGCGGGUGCGGGGCGCGGCGUUGAAGGCGGUGUGUAAUUUGUUAGUGAACUUCUCGCCGUUGCAAAAGGUGUUCUUGGAGAAUGGCCUUCUUGACCGCUUGAUGGAGUUCGUCAAGAGUGCGGAUCCGCCGUUGCAGCUCGGCGCUCUUUGGGCGCUCAAGAACUUGCUUCACAAGGCGAAGUUGGAAGACAUACGGACAACGAUACGGACCUUUGGAUGGGAUCGGUUGACUGAACUUCUGACGGACGAGGACGCGGCAGUCCAAGAGCAGGCCGUCCACAUCCUCAAGAACAUCACCGAAAGCACUGCCGGCGUCGACCUUGUCCUUCACAAGAUUGGCGAACGCGAGCUGCUCACCGCGCUCUGUCAGGCCCUUGGCUCAACAUCCGACGAUGUCGUCCUGCAGGCGGCGGGCGUCGUCUCCAACCUCGCUAAUGGAACCCCUUCGCAGCAAGACGCUCUCUUCUCCCACCCGCAGCUUCUCGGGCUUCUGCGCGCUUGCCUUGGUGAGCGCAGUGCAGCGCUUGGGCACCACCACCCGCACGGGCACGGACACGGCGAACGCAGCGCGGCGGUGCGUAUGCCGGCCUUGAGCGCGGUGCUAGCGCUCGCGCAGGCCAGUCACGACAGACGACGCGCGAUGAUUGAGGCGGGACUUCUGAAUACGCUGCAAAGAAUAUGUGAGCGGACGGGUGGGACGUCGGGGCGGUGGGAGCAUGUACCAAGAGAUGAGCUGGAACUUGCGAGGAAGGCGCUGGACUGGCUCGAGCACGGGGAUUUCUAUGAGUGAAGGAAGGUCCAUAUCCCGGAUGACUAUGUAUGUGUGUAUCACCGCACGUAUAUAUUGCGUCUGUAUGACACUUAGCUCAUGUGCGGACUGGCAGGAUGACCAGUUUUCAACCGACGUCCG
This is a messenger RNA of Schizophyllum commune H4-8, 948 nucleotides long. RefSeq names its product ARM repeat-containing protein. Gene Ontology annotation, cellular component: GID complex. The record is from RefSeq and is a predicted model, not a curated record. Gene Ontology annotation, biological process: proteasome-mediated ubiquitin-dependent protein catabolic process. The transcript has 3 exons. Lineage: Eukaryota; Fungi; Basidiomycota; Agaricomycetes; Agaricales; Schizophyllaceae. The coding region runs from base 1 to 828 and encodes 275 amino acids. Gene Ontology annotation, molecular function: protein binding.